AUGCCGGUGGUCAGUGGUCCAGGUCCCUUGUUCUGCCUUCUCCUCCUGCUCCUGGAACCCCACAGUCCUGAGACGGGGCGUCCUCCUCUGCGCAGGUUUGAGUACAAGCUCAGCUUCAAAGGCCCAAGGCUGGCAUUGCCUGGGGCUGGAAUACCCUUCUGGAGCCAUCAUGGAGACGCCAUCCUGGGCCUGGAGGAAGUGCGGCUGACGCCAUCCAUGAGGAACCGGAGUGGCGCCGUGUGGAGCAGGGCCUCUGUCUUCUUCUCUGCCUGGGAAGUAGAGGUGCAGAUGAGGGUGACGGGAUUGGGGCGCCGGGGAGCCCAGGGCAUGGUCGUGUGGUACACCCAAGGCAGGGGCCAUGUAGGCUCUGUCCUCGGGGGGCUGGCCUCAUGGGACGGCAUCGGGAUCUUCUUUGACUCCUCGGCAGAGGAUACUCAGAACAGUCCUGCCAUCCGAGUGCUGGCCAGCGAUGGGCACAACGCCGCUGAGCAGCCUGGGUAUGGAGCCAGCCAAGUGCUGGGCUCCUGUCUUCGGGACUUCCGGAACCGGCCACACCCCUUCAGAGCACGGAUCACCUACUGGGGGCAGAGGCUGCGGGUGUCCUUGACCAGCGGCCUCACUCCCAGUGAUCCAGAUGAGUUCUGUGUGGAUGUGGGGCCCCUGCUUUUGGUCCCUGGAGGUUUCUUUGGGGUCUCAGCAGCCACCGGCACCCUGGCAGAUGAUCAUGAUGUCCUGUCCUUCCUGACUUUCAGCCUGAGUGAGCCCAGCCCAGAGGUUCCCCCUCAGCCCUUCCUGGAGAUGGAGCAGCUCCGUCUGGCGAGGCAGCUGGAAGGGCUGCGGGCAAGGCUGGGCCUGGGCACCAGGGAGGAUGUAACUCCAAAGUCAGGCUCUGAAGCUCAAGGAGAAGGGGAAAGGCUCUUUGACCUGGAGGAGACGCUGGGCAGACACAGCCGGAUCCUUCAGGCUCUGCGGGGUCUCUCCGAGCAGCUGGCCCAGGCUGAGAAGCAAUGGAAGAAGCAGCUGGGGCCCCCAGGCCAAGCCAGGCCUGAUGGAGGCUGGGUGAGUAGCCCCACAGGCAUCCAAGUCUCCACCUCUGGGCGUGGUGGCGUGCACAAGAGGCUGGCCCUCCUGCAGGACUCUGCUAAGGUCGAUGCCCUGCUCCAUGGACAGAGGACUCUGCUCCAGGCCCUGCAAGAGAUGAGGGAUGCAGCUGUCCGCAUGGCUGCAGAAGCCCAGGUCUCCUACCUGCCUGUGGGCACCGAGCAUCAUUUCUUAGAGCUGGACCACAUCCUGGGCCUCCUGCAGAAGGAGCUUCAGGGCCCGGCGAAGGCAGCGGCCAAGGCCCCCCGCCCACCUGGCCAGCCCUCAAAGGCCUCCUCGUGCCUGCAUCCUGGCAUCUUCCUGUUCUUCCUCCUCAUUCAGACUGUAGGCUUCUUCAGCUACGUGCACUUCAGGCAGGAGCUGAACCAGAGCCUACAGGAGUGUCUGUUCACAGGCAGCCUUCCUCUGGGUCCUGUACCACACACCCCCAGGGCCCCGGGAAUUCUCAGGAGGCAGCCUCUCCCUGCCAGCAUGCCUGCCUGACCCACCUCAGAGCCUGCUUUGCAUCACUGGGAAGUAGGCAGUGUCUGGGGUGGGUGCUUGGUCAUUAUCCUCUCCAUCUGGGUGCCCAGCUCCCACCCACACCUGAGCUUUCAGCACACUCCCACCUUAUUAAAGGUGAUUUCCCUCUCCCCA
This is a messenger RNA of Piliocolobus tephrosceles (Ugandan red Colobus), 1737 nucleotides long. RefSeq names its product lectin, mannose binding 1 like (gene LMAN1L). The transcript has 14 exons. The record is from RefSeq and is a predicted model, not a curated record. Lineage: Eukaryota; Metazoa; Chordata; Mammalia; Primates; Cercopithecidae. Bases 1 to 1584 code for a protein of 527 amino acids. Gene Ontology annotation, cellular component: endoplasmic reticulum membrane; endoplasmic reticulum-Golgi intermediate compartment; COPII-coated ER to Golgi transport vesicle. Gene Ontology annotation, molecular function: D-mannose binding. Gene Ontology annotation, biological process: endoplasmic reticulum to Golgi vesicle-mediated transport.